Molecule: messenger RNA, 606 nt
Organism: Colletotrichum orchidophilum
Lineage: Eukaryota; Fungi; Ascomycota; Sordariomycetes; Glomerellales; Glomerellaceae
Exons: 1
Coding region: 1-606 (201 amino acids)
Source: RefSeq, a predicted model, not a curated record
AUGGACCGAAUUACGCAGACGGGCCGAGAAGCGUAUGUUGAUGUCAAAAUGAUGCAGGUUUCUUUCGAAUCUCCUGCACCACCGACCUCUGAGGCCUCGUGUGCUUCUCGUUCCUGCAUUCCUGCACCGAGACUUCGGAUGGUCGGGAGAUCACGUCCGGCGGCCGCCCUCCGAUCGCCGUCCGACCGCCUUCUGACCAAGCUCCCUCCCGUUUGCCUCGGUUUCUUGGACCCCAGGAGCGAGCGCCCCCAUCUCCAAGAGUCCAACAUCCCGCCCAGCAAGGCCCAACCCACUCGUGAUGUCUCUUCGGAAGAUUAUCUCGCUGCUACUGCUUCACACCGCUGCUGGCCAACGAAUGGCAGACUCCAUAUCAAUGUUUGGUGUGCCGGUCCUGGUGUGUCCUGUGUCAUGAAAGGGCAUCCCUGGCAGUUUGACAGGGUUGGCAGGAGAGCCACACGGGGCGGUCAGGCACAAAGAAGCGGACCUCACGCGGACCCGGCCAGAGACGGACGGCUCUUGACGCGCGCGCGCGCGCUCGCUCGCUCUCGUCGGCCUGUGUGGAAGCUGACUUGCUGGACAUUGAUAACAGCCACCGCCACCACAUGA